Messenger RNA from Trypanosoma conorhini, 547 nucleotides. RefSeq names its product phytase family. The record is from RefSeq and is a predicted model, not a curated record. The annotation marks the transcript as partial. Lineage: Eukaryota; Euglenozoa; Kinetoplastea; Trypanosomatida; Trypanosomatidae. The transcript has a single exon.
GUGCGGCGAGGUUGUACACCUCGUCCGGCCGCAGCCGCGCAAUGAGGCGGUGCAGCACCGUCCCGUCCGUCAUGUCGCCGUAGUGGAGCGUGAGGUGUUCGUCGCGGUAGAUGUGGUCGAUUCGGCCCGUGUUGAAGGACGAAGACCGCCGGAUGACGCCGUGCACAUCGUAGCCCUUCUCGAGGAGCAGCUCCGCAAGGUACGACCCGUCCUGCCCGGUGAUGCCGGUGAUCAUGGCGACACGCCGCUUGGACACGGACGCCAUCGCCUCUCCACACACUCACACACGUGCCCUCACGCACCAAGCUUCCCUCACCCCUGCAAUUUGCGCACGCGGCACCCUGAGACACAUGGGAUGCAAAAAAAAAAGCAGAAGGAUCCUCCCACCGAGCGCACAGACGAGAACAGCAGCAGCGACAGGCCCCAGCACGCACCCACGCACAAUUUAGGAGGCGGGGGGCACAGGAGAGCAACAGACGCCUCCCCACAGCCGCCAACAAGGCGCCACCACCGGAGAAGCCCCGCACGUGGCAGCGAGAACAGAUAG